Girardinichthys multiradiatus is the source of this 8842-nucleotide messenger RNA. Its product is annotated as polycystic kidney disease 1 like 1. The record is from RefSeq and is a predicted model, not a curated record. Gene Ontology annotation, cellular component: membrane. The transcript is spliced from 52 exons. Bases 1 to 8664 code for a protein of 2887 amino acids. Gene Ontology annotation, biological process: detection of mechanical stimulus. Gene Ontology annotation, molecular function: protein binding; calcium channel activity. Lineage: Eukaryota; Metazoa; Chordata; Actinopteri; Cyprinodontiformes; Goodeidae.
AUGCUUGCCGCUCUUCUGAUCGUCGCUCUGGGCUGCCUUCACUCUGCAUCCACCUCUCCUCCAGGUCAGGAGGUUUCACUGCGGUUCCUCUGUUGCGUUAAUACCAGUUCCAUCCAGGCGUUUACACCCACGGGUGCCCGUGACCUUGACCCGGUGAGGUGCUCUGCGCGCUGCCUGCAUGAGGGGUGUCAGUUUGCAGCAUUGUCUUCAGAGACUUGCUACUGUGGAAACCAGUUGCACGCUCUGGUGGUCAGCGCUUGUUUUAACUCUUCUCUCAGAAAGGGGACAAUAGAUGUGAAAGAAGGAAGUGAAAAUCAAAGUCCCAUUUAUUAUCUUCCUCUUGGACAUGUUGGAAAUGGAAAUGAAGGAUCUGUGGCACUCCACGGAGGCCAAGGACCAUUUCUUCUCUAUAUGAGUGUGUCAGUCUGUGCUGAGAGAGCACAGGCAGGGAGGACGUCUGGAGUGAAAGGCUCUGGGAAGCUGGCUGGAUGCUGGAAACAGACCACAGAUGUGGAGGAUGUGGAGAAAGUUAGUUGUUCCUGCUCUGACUGUCUGAAAAGCAUUAUGGUAGUUGUAUGUCCUUUCAUCUCCAACCUCAGCCUGGAGGUAUCUGACUAUCAGCUGACAGCAGAUGAUGUUGUUUCUGAGGACAUUGAGCUCUUGAAGCUCGCAGUGGAAGCAGAAUCCAACCAGAGCUGUGAAAAUCCCAAAGACUGUAUUGGCACAGAGAAGUACUGUAGCCAUGAGCUGUUUUUUGACAUCCCCAGAGGGGUCACAUCAGACCAGACGUGUUUGGUUUCAUUUAUCAUUUCAGCAGAGUCAGAUGGGACAGUCUCUCUGCUGGUGAAUGCAACGGUAAAGCACAGAAGCAGCAGCUGCACCGCAGGGGCCGAGGCAACAGUGGUUUUGUUUUUCGACCACAGCGGGACUGUUGUGAUUCAGCUGCGAGCUGAGAAUGAAGUCUCUUUUCAGAGAGAAAGUGCAAGAAUGUGUGUCAAGGGGAACAGGAAGUUACAAGCUAAAGAUAUUACAACAUGGAAACCACCAGCUCAGAGUGAGGAGCAAAAUGUGGUUAGGAUUUAUGCAGGGGGGCAAGUGCAUUCCACAAAUAAAGACAUAAUCUUCCUGGUUGUCACUGACAUCCCGGAUCCUGUAGAGUUCUUCUGGGACUUUGGCGACUCCAAAUUAGCCAAAACCUCAUUAAGGACCAUCACAAAAAGAUAUCACACCCCUGGAAGUUACAAAGUGGUAGUUGCUGCAUUUCGGGGUCAGAUGUCCGUCAUCUCCGAUGUGUUUCCCAUUGUGGUCCAGAGAGCUGUGAAGCUCAGCAGACUGGUUCACCAGGCCUCGGUCCUAAGGAAUCGGACUCUCACAAUAAGAUGCAGAGUCAAUGUGGGGACCAACCUCACCUUCAUGUGGAGCUUUGGAGAUGGAACAACCAGACCUGGGCUGAGCACAACACAUCAUGUCUUCCACAGGUUAGGGGAGUUUAUCGUCAAAGUGACUGCAUCUAAUCUCAUCAGUUCCGCGUCUUUGAGCAGCCACAUCUUUGUUGUCGACCGGCCUUGUCAGCCUCCACCAGUCAAAAACAUGGGCCCGCUCAAACGUCAGUUCCAGAGGCAUGAAGCCAUCCAUUUGGGUGUGACGUUUGAGACAGACGUGGACUGUGACAUAUCAGAAGGCCUUCACUACACCUGGACCUUAUUUGUUUCUGGAGGCCAGAUUAUUCCUUUGCCUCAUACAGACACACAAAGACAAAGUCUCAUCCUGCAGAGCCAUCUACUACAGUAUGACACCUACACAGCCAUAGCAAGAGUUCAGGUUAUUGGCAGUGUGGUGUACAGUAACUACACCGUGACUUUUCAAGUGAAGCCAAGCCCUCCAGUGGCAUUCAUCCAGGGUGGCACCAACGUCUUUAUUGGCAAAAAAAGCAGCAAUAUGGUCACCCUGGAUGGGCAGAAAUCGUAUGAUCCAGACUUCCCUGAAAACCUGCUCAGUUACAGUUGGACAUGUAAACCAGUUUCGACCAUCACCAGCUCCUGUUUCGACCAGGAAAUUCCCACUUCAUCCCCUGUGCUGAAAUUCCCUACCAGCCUGUUGAAGCCCAAGUUUGACCAGUUCCAGUUCACGCUCACCGUCCGCAGCGGAGAGCGUUCGGCUUCAUCAGAUGCUUUCCUCACAGUAACAUCACACCUGACUGGGAAGGUCUCAGUUUUCUGCCACCAGUGCCAGGGAGAUCGUGUGAACUGGGAUCAGUCUUUUACUGUCAGUGCAGUUUGUGAGGACUGUAACAUUCGCAGGGAACUCAUCCACUACGCAUGGAGCCUUUACCUGGUCAAUGCUUCCUCCAAGCCCAUCAUAGAGGUCCCAUUUUGUUACACCGUAGAUGUCAGUGCUCCCUUUGCAAUCCUGGCGGAUCCUCCUACAUCCACCCUGACUCCUGAGAUGUCUUCCCUCCACCCAUCUGUUACAGAUGUGUCACAGGACCAUCGUUAUGCUGAUGCCUCUUCCCACGCCUUCCUUACCGAAAAGAUUUCUGAAGCAACGUUGCAACCUCAGAUUUUAUAUCUGGGGGACGGGAAGACCGCAUCAGCAGAAAGCAGAGACAAAUCAGAUCAUUCUGAUAUGCCAAGGUCUGACCCUUCCCAUACACCUGUCCUUGACCAGGACACCAGACUACUUUCAGACCACAUGAGCUUCAGUGGCCUUUCUAGUGAAUUCCCAACUGAGUCCUCUGCAGCCUGGAAAGAUGCUUUUCCUUUAAUGGAAGGGGAUCACGUAGCUGGUCAACUUGCCAAUUCAGCGGCAAGUUCUGAUGAUUAUGAUGUUCCGUAUCCAAGCGUGGAUGAAGGAGACUCAGGGAUGUCAGCAGGAAGACUUAGCGGUGUAGAUGCUGACAGCAUCAGUCUAGGCGAUGACUCACUGACCCUCAACAAUGAGGGAAGUAACCUGAUGGAUCCCAAACCUUCAGCCGUGAUUCUGGAGCCAACUUUGCUCGACUUACACAAAGAUUCAGUGGAAAGAGGCCAAUUUGAGUCCUACACUUACACAGGAAUCUCCUCCACUUCAAUUCAAUUCAAGCCCUUCAGUCUGAAACCAAGAAGCUUGUACAUGUUGCAGGUCACUGCCAAGUUUAAUAAUGAUUUGAUUGGUUGGACUCAGCUCUUCCUAAAAUCCAACCCUGUCCCAGAAGGCAUGACCUGCCAGGUUCAGCCUGCUGAAGGGAUGGAGUUACACACUCCCUUCAGCAUCUUCUGCACCUCAGGACGUGAGGACUUAGAGUACAAGUACAGCUUCAGUGUAGGAGGCAGGCCCCCCAGGAUACUGUACCAGGGAAGAGACAUCCAGUACUACUUCAGCCUCCCCUCCGGUGACCCCAGUGAUGACUAUAAAGUAAGAAUCUACACUGAAAUCAGAAGCAGCAGCUCUGGUUCAGACACCAAACCCUGUCUCGUCACCGUCCGAGUCAGACCAAGCUUCCUCAGAAACACCUCCUCCUCUUCAUCCUCUCAUCAUGAUCCUGCUCUGAAGCUCUCAAAGAGUCUGAGGAACUUGUCCACUCUUGUGCAGCUUGGAAAUCUUGUGGAGGUCCAUAACUACAUCAGUCUCCUGACCAGCAUCCUAAACAGACUGAGCCGGGACGCUGAGGAUAACACACGUGCGCAGAUGCACAUUCGCAAUGUGCUCAUUUGUACUUUAUGCAAGUUCAAGGGCAGUGAUGAGAUGUCAAUGGCUGACAAUAUCUUCAUUCUGAAUGAGCUUCUGCAAAUUACAAAUCAGGUGACAAUAACGAGUGUCAGAUGUGUAGCAUCACAUGUCCGGUCUGUUUCAGAGAAGUUGCCUGAGUUUAGUGCUAACCAGGACAUGCUCUACAGUCUGAUCAACUCUCUGUCGUACUGCCUCCAAGUGGUCACAAGUUGUAGUUGCACACCUGAAACACCAGGGAAUUUUAACAAUACCCAUGUAUUAGGGCCAGGAUCACUUACCGCACAAAACACAAAGGAUUCUGAGCGCCCAUCUGCUGGUCCUCACCUGGAACAUGGAGGAGAAGUUCCAGCAAAGCGGCUGAUGCAGCUUGUAGAGGAGAUUCUGCAGUCUGCAGCAGAUUUGAUGCUGAGACACAUCUUGCUCCAUGAGGCCAAAGUGCACACAGUUAGGACCGGCCUUAUCACUUUGCUUGCUUCAACCCAAAACCGAACCUCCACGAUCAUCAGGAGUGGCUUCACCACCAUCCACAUGCCUGCUGCUCUGAUCCAGAGUGUGUUUGGCUUUCACACUGUAAGGACUCGACUGAGAGAGCAGCAACCCUGCGUCUUCCGAGUGCUGACUGAGCUCAGCCACAACUAUUACCCCAGGGAAAAAUGUCCUCCACAACUUCAAACAGGGAGAGCUUUUACUCCCAAAUCCUUAUCCCAGCUGGCUGGACCAGUGGUGGAUCUUAGUCUGUUUAACUGCAGCACAAGGAAAAAAAUCCAUAUUCCUUCACUCUCUCAGCCAAUAAACAUUGAGGUGCAACUUCCCCAAAGAAACGAAAGCUCCACCACUCAGUACAUCCUUCACCGUAACCAGGUCAACUACCACAACUUCAGCAUCAGUCAGCAGCUCUUACUGCAGGCUAUCCAGGUGACAGUGGUGCUCACACCCCCAUCCAGCAAGCCUUUUCCCAUCAUGCUUCUCUUCAGGAUGUUUGAGAGGCCAACUCCCAGCAUGCACCACCUGCAAAGGAUUCACCAGUGGGAGCACAAUGUCAUACGUGUAACUCUGCCCCCUUCCUACCUUAACGUUGCAGGCGUCGCCCACAUAGCCCUGCUGGAUGCCAAUUUUAAAAGACUACCCAGGAGCAAAAUACAAAGAGAACAGAUCAGCUACAGUCUGACAGCGGACAGCAGCCUGUGUGUGUCCUGGGAUGGAGAGCAGGGGGACUGGACGCACCAUGGUUGCAGGACACAUCAAACAGACACGUCUUCUGCAGCUACCUGCAGUUGUUUCCAGCUGAGGCCACUGACCGUCUUUCAGCAGCAGAUUCUGAGCAGCCAGGACACAGGUGAUCUGGAUCCCUUCCUAAGCGAAUCCAGUAAUCUGACGGUGCUCAUUAUUUUGGCGAUCCUUCUGCUCCUGUACAUCCUGGGACUCGUCUGGUCUGAGAGAGCUGAUGCGGUGUCCAAGGAGAAUCAAAGGGUCCACUACGUGUCUGACAACAGUCCAGCAGACCCAUUUCUCUAUGCUGUUUGCAUUCACACUGGUCUCUGCUCCGCAGCCCAUAUGACUGCAAAAGUUUACAUUGUGCUGUAUGGUGAAAAUGGAUUCUCACAGACAAAAGAACUUCAAGUCCCAGGGUGCACUCUGUUUAGAAGAAACACUAAAGACACCUUCAUAGUGAGUGCAGCCGUCAGCCUGGGCCCAGUUUGGGGGGUUCACAUUUGGCAUGACAACUCUGGACCUUCUCCUGACUGGUACCUCAAACAAGUGGUUGUGUCAGAGGUGAAUAGAGGGCAGGUGGAGGCGACCUCAUGGGUGUUUGUCAGUGAGUGCUGGUUGGCUGUGAGCAAAGAGGAUGGGCAAGUGGAGAGGAUGUUGCGUAUCGGCUCUCAAGAAAUACAUUUAGCUAAGACGCUGCUGGUCAGGUUUUCUGACUACUUGGCUGAUUUCCACAUGUGGCUCUGUGUGUACAGCUGCCCCAGCCCCAGCUCAUUCACACACACUCAAAGACUCAGUGUUUGCCUGCUUCUGGUGUUGGGAUAUGCAUGUGCCAACACUGUCAUCAUAUCACGUACGGAUGAUCAGUUGCCAUUCGAGGUGGGCGUUGUCGAUAUGUCAGUUGUUUCUGUUACGACCGGACUUCUAAGUGUGAUGGUUGUGUUACCUGUAGCAACACUGAUUUCUUUCUUGUUUCGAUUGACGGGGAACAAACUGAUGGGAUCAGGAGUUCAACGUAAAAAUUGCAUAAAAAAUGCACAAGAUGAUUUUCAGGAAACCUCUUCAGUAAACAAUAGGGAGUUAGACUAUCAUGUGUCUUGGCACAGCCGUUGGAAGUGGACACAGGAAGCCUUGGAGAAGAAGUACCAGGAUGCAGAUAUCCUCUCGGUUUCCUCCAUUCAUGAAAAUAAAGGCACAGAUGAAGAGUCUACAAUCCAAACAGGCAUUGCCAAAAAGAGUCUUGAUCUUCUGGUAUUUGAGGGCAGUGAGGGACCCGCGCUUCACAAAGUGCUGCUAAUUUCAAAAGGGCAAAAUUGUGAUCACGCACCUGAAGGAAAAGCUGAAAAAUGUUCACCUGAGAUGGUUCGGUUUGAAACUCAAACAGCUGGAAGAAAUCAACCCGUUCGAAACAAGUUCAGACCACCGUCGUUUUGGUGCUGCUAUCUGGCCUGGGCGCUGUGUGGGCUGUUGUCUCUCGCAUGCUUGGUGGUCACAGCUGACCAUGGAUUGAGAUUCAGCAGCAGCAAGGUUCUGCUUUGGACACAUUCGCUUUGUGUUUCUCUUAUGGGUUGUAUGUUCAUCAUUCAACCAGCUCUGAUAUCAGCCGUGGCAAUGAUUGUCUCCUUUUGGUACAAGAAAGCAGCACACUUCCAUUGUUUUUUCAGCGUAAGGAAGUCGCAAAUAGAAACAAACCUGUGGAACAAGACUGAUGCUGUUGGACCAGGAGAACAAUUAACAACAUCUGCUCUCUGUGAGGAGACCUCUUCAUCUGUGGAAAAGCUGCUCUGGGCUCGGCAGAGGGCUCGGUGCCUGCGUCUCACACACCCGCCGACUCCAGCAGAACUGAGGAAAACUCGUGGAAAGAGAAGGAGAGAGGCUCUAAUCCAUGAAACACUCAGGGAUUUGUUUUUCUGUGCUAUCAUGCUUCUCCUGAUGGUGUGUAUAAUCUCUGGCAGCUCAGUGAAAGAACAUCAGAAUCUCAACAAAGCCAUAAUGACACACUUUAUGAGGAGCAAUUCUUAUUUCACCUCCAUAAAAUCCCAUGAGGACUGGUGGAAGUGGACACGGUCGAGUCUGCUGGAUUUAUUGUACCAGAAUUCAUCAGCAAAAACCGAGCAACCACACAUUGUAAUUGGAGAGCCUGUCAUAGAGAAGAAAGAUAUUUCCAACAUAUUUCAGAAUGCUAUGCUGACAAAUCCAUGGACAUGUGAUCACCCCUGUUCAGAGAAAGCUGCUACAGUCCGUUUUGGCCACACAAAGUCUGAAGCUGCAUCAAAACUGAAGACCUUGCAUUCAAGCAGCUGGAUCAGCAGACAGACGGUGGCCCUGAAGGUUCAGUUCACCUUGUACAGCCCUGCGCCUCACUUGUUUAGCAGUGUGAGCCUGAUCACUGAGCAGAGGCCUGAUGGUGCACUGCUGCACUCUGUCAAAGUCCAGUCAGUGAAGUUGUUACACACUCCUGCUCUGUGGGACCAUGUCACUAUGGUCUGCAAGCUGCUCUUCCUUCUCUUCUCGCUACUACAACCCUGCAAUCAAGUGUUCACUGUUGCACAGCAAGGGCUGAUGGGAUACUGGACGAGACCCUGCAUGUGGCUGGAUGUCAGUCUGCUGACAGUGACUCUAGUCUGUUAUGCCUGUUUUAUCUAUCACUCCACCAUGAUCAUGGAAGUUGUGAGUUUGCUGCAGACACAACACAGAGGACAUGUUGACGUUAGCACAGUGGCCAACUGGGAACAGAAAAUUCGGACACUCUGGGGCGUCAUCUUCUUCCUCCUUACCAUGAAAUGUGUGACUGUGCUUAAAGUGAGCAGAACCUUAAGUUCCUCAGCUGCAGUCCUUUCACAGACACUCUCCAGCCUCUUAUGGCCUGUGGUUUCAGGUCUGAUCCUUCUGCUGGCAUUGUCCUGUUCGAGUAAUCUGCUGCAUACAGAGAGCUCCUGGGCUUUCAGCUCUGUUCCCCGCUCCCUGCAGACUCUGCUCUGUCAUUACCGUGGGCCCCGGGUCACCAAGAGCGCCCUCCACUCAGGGCAGGGUUUCUCUCACUGGGCCGUUCUGUGUCUGACAACUACUGCUGUGUGGAUGACAGUGAUAACUGGAGCGAUAUCCUUGUUGGUGAAAACUGCUAAAAUAUCUCAGAGCAGGAACUUUAAUUUUACCACAGGAGAACUGUUAUGCUACCUAAGAAUGAAGGUUUCUGAAUUUACUGGACGGCAAAGACAAGCAAGGACGGAUGACAAUGAUAAAAGAAGGACCAAUGUUCUUGAAGAGUUGGAGAUUUCGGUAGAUGAACUGUUGUUCAGACUCAACGUCCUUUCCAGCAGCAUGCACCACACUCUGAGAGCCCACUGCCACAGAGAGGAGGCCAGUCCCUUCAUCUCAGCCUUGCCACAGUCCCCCAACAUGGACACACAGGAACGUCUGAGUUCACGGAUAAUGGUGAAAAAUCCUAAAACAGGGAAUAAAUCAACCCAUGAGCCACACGAAGGAGCAACCCCACCUGCAUCUCACCUGCUCAGGUCCCAGGUUGAAAUCCAAAACGUUUUAAAUGGAAAAAAUGAGAUGUUGGACAUUAAAACCUGGUUGCCCACCUCAGAGUCAACAUCUCUUGAAAGGCUUUGGGCAGAAGAUAUUUGUGAGAAUCAACCUGAGUUGCAGACUAGAUCAAAUGACAGGCACUGGUUUACUAAAACUCAUUCUAAGGUGGUGGAGGUUCUGGUCCAUAAAGAGCCAGGAACAGGCGAACCAUAAUCCAUUCUUCUUGUUUGGAAGCAACUCUGGGAAAGGAAUGUCCCAAAGUGUGCAUCGAUAUCCAGUUCUUUCUGUAGAGAUUGAGCACCGACUGGAUGUUUUUACAGUACUGUAUUUUUUUUCAUGAUGCCAUGAUUUGAUGCUUUUAUCCUGUAAAAUGAUUAUGUUUAAUUAAAAA